Triticum turgidum subsp. durum (durum wheat) is the source of this 1503-nucleotide messenger RNA. The record is from the annotation of a GenBank genome assembly. NCBI's taxonomy places the organism in Eukaryota, Viridiplantae, Streptophyta, Magnoliopsida, Poales, Poaceae.
AUGGCGGAGGCGGCGCCGGCCUCGCCGUGGUGGGCGGGGCGGAUGGCAGCGGCGUUCGGGGCGCCGUUCCUCUGGCUCGUCUGCCUGAUCUACUUCAUCCAGGGUUUCAGAUCUUUUGUCUGGACAGCUGUCUCAUAUCAAAUGAAGGACAUCAUGAAGCUGUCACCCUCAACAUCACAGUUUUUGGUCUCUGCUGCAUUUUUCCCUUGGAGCAUAAAACCUAUAUAUGGGAUUGUGUCGGACUGUAUUCCAAUUAAGCAGAGGAAGCGUGUACCCUAUUUGAUCAUUUCUAGUGGUCUUUCUCUAUUUCCAUGGCUUAUCAUUGGGCUGUCAGAACAUUUGAGGAGCUCAAGCAAUCUUUUUACGCUAAUGUUGAUUGUACAGAACUUGGGAUCUGCCAUGGCAGAUGUUGUUAUAGAUGCAAUGAUUGCAGAGGCAGUUCGAUCAGCAGGGCCAGAAUUUGCUGGUGAUCUCCAGUCAUUAUCUUGGUCAUCAAUGGCUGUAGGGGGGAUAUUUGGGAGCUUAUUGGGAGGAUACGCAUUGUCCAAUCUCCCAAUAAAUGCUAUUUAUAUUAUUUUCUCUGCUCUUCCACUGUUCCAACUAGUUACAUGUGUUUUCGUUAAGGAAUCUCCAAAAGGAUUUGAGAGCACGAUAGAUAAUGCUGCACAUGAUCAUGCUGAUGAUCAGAAUAUUGAUAGUGCUUUUGCUGGACAAGGCUCAGGUGAAUCUUUUAAAUAUGUGAGCACUAGGAGGCGAAAGGGUGCUCGUAAAAAGAACAAAAGGAGAACAUUGUCCAAACGACCUGAAGGUCAUGAGAAGCACAAUAAAUCAGUUAAUUUAUACUCAUCUCUGAAAUCAGCCUUCUUCAGUUUAUGCACAGCUUUUAAGCAGCCAGCAAUUCUGCGACCUAUGGCAUGGUUUUUCCUUUCAAAUGCAGCAGUUCCAAAUAUCUCAACAGUAAUGUUCUAUUAUCAAACGGAGGUUCUACAUCUGGAGGCAUCCUUCUUAGGGACUGCACGUGUGAUUGGGUGGUUCAGUCUAAUGCUUGGCACAUAUAUCUACAACCGCUACUUAAAGCAUAAAAAACUCAGGAAUAUUCUUAUGUUUGCACAUCUUGGCCUUGCGAUAAUUACUGUACUGGACAUUUUACUGGUGUCAAGAUUACAUAUCCAGUAUGGAAUAGCAGACAAAUACAUGGUGCUGUGGGGCUCUGCUUUGGCUGAUGCAAUCAACCAAUUCAAGAUGAUGCCGUUCCUAAUCCUCUCAGGACAGCUUUGCCCGCCUGGAAUCGAGGGCACACUGUUUGCUCUGUUCAUGUCCAUUAACAACCUCAGUUCGACAUUAGGUUCAUUCCUUGGAGCUGCAUUGACGUCAGCUUUGAACAUCUCGUCGGUACAGUUUGACAAUCUGGCGCUCGGCCUAGCUGUUCGGCUGAUGGGAACUCUCUUACCUAUCAGAUUUUUGUUUCUGAUUCCAAGGGACGUUACGGGACUAACAUCAUAG